AUGGCUGAUGCACUCAUCUCCAUGCUUCUGGAGCAAUUGACUUCAGUAGUAUAUAACUACACAAAAGAAGCAGUGAAACUGGUUUUGAAUGCUGAGAAAGAUGUUAAAAGUUUUAGCAGCAAGCUCAAAGCUAUCCAGACUGUGCUAGAGGACGCAGAGAAGAAAAAAGUGAUGGCAGAAUGGUUGGAGAAGCUGAAAGAUGUUGCGUACGAGAUGGACAAUGUGCUUGAUGAGUGGAACACUGAACUUCUCAGACAACAAGUGGAAGAGAAGCAAGAUGAAGAAGGUGACAAUGCUCUUGUUACCAAGAAGAAGGUAUGUUUCCCCAUGCCCUCAGGUUGCUUUUGUUUUGGCAAAGUCACUAAGGUCAUUCGUCGUCACAACAUUGCUAAAAGGAUAAAGGAACUAAAUGAGGAGUUAACUUUGAUUGAUGCUGAAAGAGAAAAGUAA
Messenger RNA from Fragaria vesca subsp. vesca, 450 nucleotides. RefSeq names its product putative disease resistance protein RGA4-like. Bases 1 to 450 code for a protein of 149 amino acids. The record is from RefSeq and is a predicted model, not a curated record. NCBI's taxonomy places the organism in Eukaryota, Viridiplantae, Streptophyta, Magnoliopsida, Rosales, Rosaceae. The transcript has a single exon.